Messenger RNA from Chara braunii, 1549 nucleotides. NCBI's taxonomy places the organism in Eukaryota, Viridiplantae, Streptophyta, Charophyceae, Charales, Characeae. The record is from the annotation of a GenBank genome assembly.
CCCUGUCAGGAUUCUAUGAGUUCUUAGAUUGAGUCAGUAGGUCUGUCAGUCAGGGGUUAGAGUCUACGUGGUGAGGUUUGGAACCGUUAAUCCGGUUGUGCACUGAUCACCAUGGUCAACACCCGAAGUGGGAAGAGCACUAGCCCCUACACCCAGGAACAGCAAGAGAAGAUGGUCGCCUUAGUGAGAGAGAACAAAGAGAGGAAAGAACUCCAGAAACAUGCGAAGCUAAAGGCCAUCGCACAGGAACAGGCGGCGAAGAUGAGGAAAUUGGAGGAGGAGAUAAAGAGAGUUCAGCAGGAGGAGGGAGAGAGGAGAAAGGUUGCCGAAGAGGAAGCAGCAGCAGAAGAGGAAAAAGAGAGAAAACGUAUUGAAAGCAGAGAGGAGAGUAGUGGCACGAAGAAGGAUGAAGACGCAGAGACGGAGAAGAAGAUUAGCGAGUGGAUAGCUAACUUAUGGUUGGGGGAAGAUGAGGAGGCAGAGUUCUAUGUGCCCCAGGACGAGAGGGAUGCAUUGGCAAGUGAGCUGGCAGCAAUGGAAGACCCCUUGGAGAGGCAAGAAAGGGAGGAGGAAAAGAAGUUGGAGUGGAAAUUGAGAAUGAAGAGGGAAAAGAAGAGAAGGAGGGAUGACGUUAACAGGUUGACCGCAGAGGUGGCGAAGGUGAAGGACUGUAGGCAGGAGGUGGAGGCUCAGACAGACACCUCAGCCAAAUGGGAUAAGGUGUUGGGGUACCUCGAGGUGUUGAGCGCAGCUUGGAUGGAGGAACGCCAAGCCAAUAGAGCUCAAGAGGUAGCCCUGAAGUGGAGGAGUGCCAAGGCACUCAAGGCAGUGAUGGACGACCUGGUGGCCGUCCCGAACCAUGGGGUGACUGAGUCCCAGUUGGUCCAACUAUUUUAUCGUGCCAUGCCAGAGCCCCUGCGUGGGCACUUCUUUGACAAGUCCCAACAGCCCGCCAUGACGUACGAUGCACUCAGUAGAAAGGUGGUGCUGUUUGAGGCCAAGUCCAUGCCAAUUUCCACUAUCUGGCAUAAGGCCUUAGACAAGGGCAAAAAGUGGAAAGGUCGUACCAUCUCAGGCCAAGUGAGGGCCAAGGAUCACAUGAUCCUUACCUUAGAGGAGGGUGGUACAGAUGAGGUCCCAUAUAGUCAGAUUGAGUGGGGCCUUGAGGAAGAGGACAAUAGCGUGGGACAAGGGAGGUCCUAUGCUGCUGUCGCGGUUGACGGGAGGCCGCAAAGUAGAGGAGGAGGCCAGGGCCAAAGGGGCCAGGCCAUGGAAGGCCGAGGACCAGGCGCACAGGGGGUUGGCGGACAAGGGAACCGCCAAGUGGGAGGUAGGGGUCAAGGUCCCCCGCCAAAUCGUCAAGGUUCUUAUCGGUCCCCACAACGACGAGGUGGAAGGUCACCUCAAGGAGGAUGGCACCCAGGCUUGCCACAAGGCAGGCCCUGGGAAGACCUGGGCUUGGACCAGCUCGUAUGGCAAGAACGCGUGAGCUUGGGUUAGUGCAUGUUUUGUGGUGAUCCGGCCCACGUAAUCAAAUUUUGUCCUCAGU